Scomber scombrus (Atlantic mackerel) is the source of this 1265-nucleotide messenger RNA. RefSeq names its product alpha-1-antitrypsin-like protein GS55-MS. The record is from RefSeq and is a predicted model, not a curated record. NCBI's taxonomy places the organism in Eukaryota, Metazoa, Chordata, Actinopteri, Scombriformes, Scombridae. Gene Ontology annotation, biological process: negative regulation of endopeptidase activity. The transcript has 5 exons. Bases 3 to 1256 code for a protein of 417 amino acids. Gene Ontology annotation, molecular function: serine-type endopeptidase inhibitor activity.
CCAUGAUGCGUGCAGUCCUGAGUAUCUGGAUCUUAUCAGCAGUGAUCUGUGUGGCCACAGGUAAACGCAGUAAAGAUGACAUCAAGGUAAAACAUCAGGCAGGAAAAGACAUUGCACUGGACAGCAGUGCUGACAGCAUCUCACUGGUGGCUUCAGCAAACAAAGAGUUUGCCUACCAUCUGUACAGGAAGUUAGCAGCUCAUGCUGACUCGCAAGGCAAGAAUAUCUUCUUCUCGCCUAUUAGUGUGUCUGUUGCCUUGGCUGCCUUGUCUGUUGGAGCACGGGGGGAAACCCACCGGCAGAUCUUCAGUGGUCUGGGUUUCACCAAUCCCAUACUGACGCAGACAGUUGUGGAUCAGGUCUUCCAUAUGCUCCUUAAAUGGGCAAAUAAUGCAUCUACGAAAGACACCAGUCAAGGGACCGCUGUGUUCUUGGAUAACAGCUUCAAGCCAAAGCUGGAGUUCCUGGACGUCUUAAAGAAGUCUUACUUUGCAGAUGGGAUUGAAGUUGACUUCACCAAAACCAAGGAGAGUGCCAAUACUAUCAAUAAGUAUGUGGAGGAGAUGACCAAUGGGAAGAUCAAUAAGCUGGUGGAAGACUUGAACCCAAACACAGUUAUGUAUCUCAUCAGCUACAUAUACUACAAAGGAACGUGGCAAACUCCAUUUGAUCCUAAGCUCACCAAGGAGGACAUGUUCACAGUUGAUGAGAAGACCAAGGUUCCUGUCCAGAUGAUGAACAGGGAGGAGGAUUUCGAUACCUAUUAUGACCCAGCAAUUAAAACAUCGGUGCUCAGUCUUCCCUUCAACAGCACUUCCUCCAUGCUGUUGUUGUUGCCUGAUGAUAUGGCAACACUGGAAAAAGCCAUUUCUCCAAAACACAUCACCAAAUGGCUUAAGUCGAUGAAGUCCAGGACCUAUGAUGUGUAUCUUCCAAAGUUCUCCAUCAAGACUACUUACUCCCUGAAUGAUGCGUUGACUGAAAUGGGAAUGACCAACAUGUUUGGUGCUCAAGCAGAAUUGAGCGGUAUUUCAGAGGGGCAAAAACUGGCUGUGUCAAAGGUUGUGCACCAAGCCACUCUGGAUGUUGAUGAGGCCGGAGCCACUGCUGCAGCAGCUACAGGCCUCGACAUUGUCCCUUUGUCCCUACAUCACAUCCCUGUCUUGAAGUUUGAUCGGCCAUUUAUGGUCCUGAUCAUUGAGCCCAGCACAGAACACGUCCUCUUUAUGGGCAAGAUUAUCAACCCAAACAUCUGAUGGAGUAAA